GUCACAACACCGUGUGUGUGUGUGUGUGUUGCUCUCCAGAGAGGUUAGCUUAGCAUAGCUUAGUUUAGCUUAGCUUAGCCUCUCGUAGCCUCGCAGCUCCCAGCCGCAGCUCUGCCCUCGGACCGGGGCUGGGCGGUUAUGUUUGCCGGAGACAGGACCGUACGCGGAGGCUUGCGCACCACCGACCCAUGGCGGCCGAAAUCCAGCCCCAGCCGCAGGCUCGGAAGCCGUGUCUGCUGAGCAAGAUCGAGGCUUUCCAGGAGGUCGUGAGCACGGCGGUCAUCAUCCCCAAAGAAGACGGCGUGAUCAGCGUGUCCGAGGACAGGGCUAUUCGAGUAUGGCUGAAGAGAGACAGUGGUCAGUACUGGCCCAGUGUCUACCACACAAUGCCAUCGUCAUGCUCCUGUAUGUCCUUUAACCCAGAAACCAGGAGGCUGUCGGUGGGGAUGGACACCGGGAGUAUCUGUGAAUUCAUCCUGUCAGAGGACUACAACAAGAUCACCCCUGCACGCACCUACCAGGCGCACCAGGGCAGAGUGACGGUGGUGCUGUUUGUGUUGGAGAUGGAGUGGCUCCUGAGCACCGGCCAGGACAAAAACUUCACCUGGCACUGCUCGGAGAGCGGGCAGCAGCUGGGGACAUACCGCACGACCGCCUGGGUUUCUGGACUACAGUUCGACGUGGAGACCAGACACGCCUUCGUAGGGGACCAGUCCGGUCAGGUGACCAUCCUGAAGCUGGAGCAGGACAGCUGCAGCCUGGUCACCACCUUCAAGGGACACACUGGUAAUGUGACGGCACUGAGCUGGGACCCGGUCCAGAGGGUGCUGUUCUCUGGCAGCUCCGACCACUCCAUCAUCAUGUGGGACAUCGGAGGGCGAAAAGGAACGGCCAUUGAACUGCAAGGACACAACGACAAGGUUCAGGGAUUGUGCUACGCCUCACACACUCGUCAGCUCAUCUCCUGCAGCUCAGAUGGAGGCAUCGUCAUCUGGAACAUGGACGUAACGAGACAAGAGACUCCGGAGUGGCUCGACAGUGACUCGUGUCAGAAGUGUGAGCAGCCUUUCUUCUGGAACUUCAAACAGAUGUGGGACAGUAAGAAGAUCGGCCUACGACAGCAUCACUGUAGGAAGUGUGGCCAAGCCGUGUGCGGCAAGUGUUCGUCCAAACGCUCCACCAUCCCCCUCAUGGGCUUCGAGUUCGAGGUGCGUGUGUGUGACAGCUGCCACGAGUCCAUCACCGACGAGGACCGAGCGCCCACAGCCACCUUCCACGACAGCAAGCACAGCAUUGUUUACAUGCACUAUGAGCCCACCACUGGAAAUCUGCUCACCUCUGGCACUGACAAGGUUAUCAAGCUGUGGGACAUGACUCCUGUGGUGUCCUGAGGUCUGCGCACACGCGGCAGCAGUCAGCGGGAAACCUCUGUUCACCAGACUGUGAGUGCUUAACGGAAACAUCUGCACUCGGAGGAGAAAGAGAUCGGCGUAUUCAACAGUAUCGACGUCAUCCAGAUAAUGUUUAACAGUUACUCAACAACAACGUGUUCAGAGUGAGGACGCUGCAGGGAGCGGUGGAGUCUGGGAUCAGCACAGGCCUCAGCUCACAUACAGUUGUGGGUGUUUGUUUUGUGUGUCUGUGUGUUUGUCUGUGCUGUCUGAGUGUGUAUGUGUGUGUGUGUGUGUGUGUGUGUGUGGGAAUGAGAUGUUUGACUUUGUGAGCAGUUGACACACUUUAUUUGCUUAGUUUUCAUGCAUUCCUUUCCACGUCUCAUGCUGGAAAACUUACCAUACAAGUUUCUGCACCGCGGUCAGCGUUUCCCCCUCGAACCAAACCCGACGUGUGAAGCUCUUCGUGGAACUGGACCCCAACUCAAUGACAGAUUCAAUCCCACGUUUAGCCGGCGGCUGAUUCUCCUCAAGGGGGAGCUGUGUGAUCAUUGUCAAACCUCGUUAACGCUCAGCACCCUGCACCGCCCACAGGAAAGCAAAGUAACAGCAGCAGUGAAGACUUGCAAACCGUGUCCUCUUCAUGCAAAUGUUAAGUUUUAGUGAAGUAAUUCCAUUUAACAAUUGUUUACACUUCUAAACACUUGUGUUUAUCACACAAACAUAUUUUUUCGUGGUUUAGAUUGAAAUUAAAAAACCUGUAAACAAACGGACACAAGCAUCAACACUGCAGGAGCUGUUUCCUUCCUUGCCUGUAGAUGGUGCUACUGAGAAUAAUGACAGUAUACGAGGUUAGCUCACGACGACGGACGCUGACAGGAUUUCGGACGAUGUCGUGGUUGUCUGUUAGGUUCUGUCAUCUGUAAAUUAUUGAAUCAAAACGCUUCUUGAUCUCUGAUCGCUGAUUAUCUCUCUUUUGCGAUUAUUUAUUAUUUCAAGCUUAAAUAUUUCUAACAUCCAAACGCACAUAUCGUCAAAAACCAAUCAGAGGCAGCACUUAAAUACUUUACAUGUGAAAAGACUGACAGGAAACUCGUGAACAUGGUUUACUCUCGUUUUGUUCUCAUCAUUACUGUUUUUCUUUUGUCACUUUAUUUACUGUAAAUUAAUUGUUAUGUCAAUGCACUGGAAUCAAGAGGUAAAAUGUUAUAAACCAAUGCUGUGAAGAUGAAAUAUUCCUUUUUAAAUCACUUUUGUGCUUUAAUGGUCAGAUGGUAAUUAAGUUGAAUUAACUCCGCUUAAUUUUUGUUUCCAAAGAUGUUUGAAAAUAAGGUUUGUGUCCGAUGACUUCGAAGUAUUUUCUCCAACAAGAGAGGAAAGAGAAAAGGUUGUUGAGUGUUUGAUAGCUCCGCAUGAAGGUACAUUUACAGCAGCUAUUAAACUCGUCAAUGUGAGCCUGAGGUUUUCUGAGGUUCCAGCUCCUAAACUACAAGUGUAAUUUGCUUCCAGUGUUUUCUAAUGCACCAUAAACGUCUGUUGAUAAUCGUUGCUGCCUGGUAAUAAUGUCCCAACUGCUUGUUCUGAAAAGGAAAAACCAGUGAUCAUGUUCCAGUUUCUGUGAUUUAAAGCAGAAUCACUGGUGUUUUCAUUAAACCCAGAAAACUACAGACACGAAAUAAUGAAAUAAAAAAAUCCCUAACUUCUGCUGCAGUCGAAAGAAACUGAUCUGAGGCCAGUUGUGAUCAUUAAUGUAACUGUGUGUAUGAAUAAUAUAUUAAAAGAGCAGGUAUUUACCGACUCGACUGAA
Paralichthys olivaceus (Japanese flounder) is the source of this 3198-nucleotide messenger RNA. RefSeq names its product WD repeat and FYVE domain containing 2 (gene wdfy2). NCBI's taxonomy places the organism in Eukaryota, Metazoa, Chordata, Actinopteri, Pleuronectiformes, Paralichthyidae. Gene Ontology annotation, biological process: positive regulation of fat cell differentiation; positive regulation of protein phosphorylation. Gene Ontology annotation, cellular component: early endosome. Gene Ontology annotation, molecular function: protein binding; metal ion binding. The record is from RefSeq and is a predicted model, not a curated record.